CUAAGUCUAAGUCUGUAAAGAUGGGGCGCGCGUGCCUAAGUUUGAAGCUGACAAACGGUGAAUGGCGUAAGAUUUUCAGGGGAGCUUUUGGUCUCGAAUGUCCGUCAGCAGGAUGCCCGUAGGCGUCUGCACUGUUUGGCGACUUCUUUCCGGAUAGCUGAUGGCACUCCCCCACCGGUGUCCAGCCGCUGGUCCGUGGAUCCUGUAUGGAGUCCGCCGGCCGGUGCUUCUAGAAAUUCUUACACCUUUUUUGACCGAGUAGUUAACUUAGACCGCAUAGGCGCAACGGGGUGGCGCCUGUGGGCUAGGCAUGGCCAUGAAGUUUGGCGGGAAGUCUCUUUGUCAAUAAUUUACUGUUGAUACUGUCAUCGUUGAGUUAAGGUUUGGUCACUGCAUGAUGGCGCAAAAAAAGAACGCGGCGGAGAAGAUGGGUCCAUCAUGAGUAUCAUUGCUAGCUGUAACAGCAAAUCUUGAUGAUUUUGCUUGCCUAGGUGGUGGGUCGGUCGCUUUUUUCGGAUCUGUUGGAUCAGGAUCAGGCUUUUUUGCUGGGAGAAUUUCUCUUCAAUGAGGCUCACCUAUGGAAAAUCUAUGCCGCUCAUUUGUGUGCGUGCAUAAUUGAUUGAUCUUCUACUUGGACGGCUGUCCUAGGAGCUAUUACUAGGCCGAGCAAAAAGAUUUUGUGGACAUCAGUUGCAAAUAAUUUAGGGGGCAGGAGAAGUCGAGUGUAUGAUUCUGGGGGUUAGGGAAC
Messenger RNA from Amoebophrya sp. A25, 748 nucleotides. NCBI's taxonomy places the organism in Eukaryota, Dinophyceae, Syndiniales, Amoebophryaceae. The record is from the annotation of a GenBank genome assembly.